Messenger RNA from Trematosphaeria pertusa, 1980 nucleotides. RefSeq names its product glycoside hydrolase family 2 protein. Gene Ontology annotation, molecular function: hydrolase activity, hydrolyzing O-glycosyl compounds. The transcript is spliced from 8 exons. Gene Ontology annotation, biological process: carbohydrate metabolic process. Lineage: Eukaryota; Fungi; Ascomycota; Dothideomycetes; Pleosporales; Trematosphaeriaceae. The record is from RefSeq and is a predicted model, not a curated record. Bases 1 to 1980 code for a protein of 659 amino acids.
AUGCAUCUCUCAAUUGGGAUCCUUUCUUCUUUGUUGGCUACUACGGCUGUUGCUACAAGCAAUAGCAGGUUCUUCAAGCGCCAGGGCUACAACAGCACGGAUUAUGUGCUAAAGCAGGGCCCGCUCGAUACUCCAUGGACGGAGAAGGUGGGCACGGAUCCAUGGCCUGAGUAUCCUAGGCCUCAAUUGGCACGUUCGGAGUGGAAGAACCUCAAUGGUGUAUGGCGGUACCAAAAUGCGACCGGGUUCUCUGAGCUCAAUGCUCCACCUUUCGGCAAAGAGUUGGAGCUCCCCGUCCUGGUUCCAUUCUGUCUGGAGAGCGCUCUCUCGGGUGUCAUGGGCAACCACACCAUCUACAGCUGGUACCGCACGACUUUUGACGUCCCCUCCUCUUGGACAGCUGGAAAUCGAGUUUUACUCAACUUCGGUGCUGUGGACUGGAAUGCUACCGUCUUUGUCAAUGGGCACCAGGUCUUUAAUCACGUUGGCGGAUAUUUCUCCUUCUCUGUGGAUGUGACGGAUCAACUAUCCACAAAUGGGACUAAUGAGCUGUAUGAGAUUCUCUUCGUUUUCGACCCCACCGAUAUGGAGGGAUACAACAUUCCUCUCGGGAAACAGAGGCUCGUGCCCUCGCACAUCUUCUACACACCAUGCAGCGGCAUCUGGCAAACUGUGUGGCUUGAAUCAGCACCGGCAAAUCACAUCACUCAGCUAGAUGUCAGCGCCGAUAUGUAUGGAAAAGUGAACGUUACGGUACACGGCUCCGGCAAUACUAGCUCGAUAGUCCAGGUCACUAUAUACGAACCACACAGCACAGUUGCCAAGGUGACCGCCAAAGGGAGGGCCAAUGAGCCAUUCAUUUUUGAUGUUGAUGACUUCGAUCUGUGGUCACCGGACUCGCCCACUUUGUACAACAUGACGGUGAAGAUGGACGGUGACACGGUACAGAGCUACACGGGAUUCAGAACGAUAUCGUCUGGUGAGGUUGAUGGUGUUCCACGGCCGCUGCUCAAUGGCGACUUCGUGUUCAUGUUUGGAACACUAGACCAAGGAUACUGGCCAGAUGGUCUGCACACGCCCCCGAGCCGAGAAGCUAUGGUCUACGACUUAGAGGUCUUGAAGAGUGUAGGGUACAACAUGCUCCGCAAGCACAUUAAAAUUGAGCCAGCCCUCUUCUAUCAGGCUUGCGAUGAGAUGGGUAUCAUGCUUAUCCAGGAUAUGCCUGCUCUGGUUGACGGUUAUCACAUUCCUGGUAACGUGUGUCAUGAUACUGAUGAUGUCAAAGACGAGGCUUCGCAAAAGGAAUUCGAGCGUGAGCUCGCUCUUCUCAUUGAGCAGCAUAGGAAUUAUCCCAGCAUCGUAACCUGGAUGAUCUAUAAUGAAGGUUGGGGGCAAGAGAGAAAAAAGGAAUACCCCGAGUUCCGACUGACAGACAUGGUCAAAUCGCUCGAUCCUACACGGCUCGUUGAUUCGGUGUCUGGCUGGCAUGAUCACGGUGCCGGUGAUUUUCACGAUAACCACCAUUACUCAAGCCCGCAGUGUGGCACGCCGUUCUACUCCACCGCCAGCACACCCUACAAUCCCAGUCAAGACCGUCGCAUCGCCAUCCAGGGUGAAUUCGGUGGUAUCGGAAACAAUAUCACCGAAGAACACGCAUGGAAGGUUAAAGCCUCCAUCGACGCCGUCAACGGCACCUACGAGCUCGACGACACAAUUGAAAUCUGGAACUACCGCGCACACCACAUCCUCAAAGAGCUUGAGGAGCAGAUCACGCUGUUUGCAUGUUCCGGCGCAGUCUGGACGCAGACGACGGAUGUCGAGGGCGAAGUUAAUGGCAUGAUGACGUAUGAUAGGAGACUUAUUCGAAUGGAUAAAGACCAGUGGAAGGACGAUAUUCAGGCCUUGUAUGAUGCCGCGGAGAAGCGGGGGAAUUCCACGAUGAGGAUGAUGGCGAGGGGUGAUGAUUUGGAUGUGCUAUGA